Molecule: messenger RNA, 1533 nt
Organism: Coffea arabica (coffee)
Lineage: Eukaryota; Viridiplantae; Streptophyta; Magnoliopsida; Gentianales; Rubiaceae
Product: F-box protein SKIP19
Molecular function (GO): protein binding
Source: RefSeq, a predicted model, not a curated record
CCGUCAAACAAACAGUGCUUUAGUUUAGCAAUGCUACUUCACACUCCUACAGUUCCAAAACCAGAAGACCCUGACUCCAUCCGUCAAUGCGAAAAGUUUCCAACCAUUUCCUGAAUUUCUACUCGGGACACUGAAACCCUAAACAUGAUAGGAAGAAAGAAAAAUCUCAAAAUCAAACAAGUAUGGCGAAGAAAAGGUUCAUCAGCAUCCACUUCAGUAUCGGCCCGGCCUCCCCCGCCGCCGUGGACAGAGCUGCCACGGGACAUAACGGCCAACAUAUUGCAGAGACUGUCGGUAGUCGAUAUACUGGAGAGUGCACAGAAAGUGUGUACGACCUGGCGCAGUGUUUGCCUUGAUCCUGCCAUGUGGCGAGUGAUUGACAUGUAUGAUUGUGCGGAUUACGAGGAUGAGCCUUACGAUAUGGAAAUCAUGGUCCAGCACGCUGUGGAUCGGAGCCAGGGCCAGUUGGUUGAUAUCAGCAUUGGGUCUAUUGGUACUGAUGAAUUGCUUGAGUAUAUUGCUGAAAGGUCAGGCAAGCUUAAGCGCCUUCGGCUUGCCUUUUGUGAUAGUAUAAGUGGUGAAGGUUUGACAGAAGCUGUUAAAAGAUUACCUUUGUUGGAGGAGCUGCACCUUUUCUUUAUCUCCAUGCCCAGUGAAGCCCUUGAAAUAGUUGGCUGCUCUUGCCCUUUGUUAAAGUCAUUUACAAUAAACACGAGAAGCAAUGAACUGCCACAUCAAGAAUGUGAUAAGGAGGCAGCUGCUAUUGCAAAAACCAUGCCAGGAUUACACCACCUUCAUCUCUUGGGAAAUAAGAUGACAAAUGAAGGCUUGAAAGCUAUUCUUGAUAACUGUGCAAAACUGGAAUCACUAGAUCUUCGGAAAUGUUAUUAUGUUAACCUGGAUGGUGAUCUAGGAAAACGAUGCUCUCAAGAAAUUACACAUCUGAGGCUCCCUAAUGACUCCACGGCAGAUUAUGAGUUUGAUGAAGAACUUGAUGACUGUGAAGGACUUCAUUACUCUGAUUCAUUUGAUGUCUACUCCUCUGGGAUUUCUGACUUUGAUGUUUCUGACUAUGAUUAUUAUUUUGAUGAUUUUGAGGACUUCACUCUCUGGGACAUGGAUUCUGACUAUGCAGCUUUCCUUGGGCUCUGUUAAUAGAUGGUCCCUAUUAGCUGCAUCUAUCAUGCAUGUGAUGCUAGUCCAUCCACUGGAGCAGCUGCAGGAAAUUUCGAUUGAAAGGGCUCUAGCCUUUUCUGUUCUUUGCAAAUUGUUUCUGUUUGGUGCUCUGCGGCCAGGAGCAUUUUGGACUCCAAAAUUCCCUUACUGCGGGGUAGACCUUCAGGACACCAGCCCAUGGCUUUGCAUAUAUGUACUUUCUUCCUAAUCCCUGUGCGUGGGUAUUUAAGCUUGUUUUAAUACUGUCUUGUGGCUGUUGUUAAAUUUGCACCUUAUGGAGACGGCAAUGCCCUGUCUCUCUUUUUUACAUAAUGUGCCCAUCCUUUGAAAUUUUACUUCGAAUAUUUUCCAUGGACG